Messenger RNA from Carassius gibelio (silver crucian carp), 1929 nucleotides. It is a transcript of the gene sox21b, whose product is annotated as SRY-box transcription factor 21b. Bases 387 to 1115 code for a protein of 242 amino acids. The transcript has a single exon. NCBI's taxonomy places the organism in Eukaryota, Metazoa, Chordata, Actinopteri, Cypriniformes, Cyprinidae. Gene Ontology annotation, biological process: anatomical structure morphogenesis; cell differentiation; regulation of DNA-templated transcription. The record is from RefSeq and is a predicted model, not a curated record. Gene Ontology annotation, molecular function: DNA-binding transcription factor activity, RNA polymerase II-specific; RNA polymerase II cis-regulatory region sequence-specific DNA binding.
GUUGCAACUCUCGGUUGACAAUCACUCGACUGAAGCUAUCAGCUGCGGUUGCUUCACCAUGGUGAAGAGGAAAACAAAAGUUGAGCAGAGCUAAGGAGGAAGACGCUUCUUGUUCACCCUCUUCGACUUCAUCAACAACUUUUUGAGGAUAUACUAAAGAUGCAUCUGAGAACAUUGCUUUCGUGAAAGUUUAAGAAGAAUUACGCUUGGACUGUUUUUUCUUUUUUUUUUCUUUUACGCGUCGGAAUGAAGCAGUGAAUUUAAAGCAAGCCCGGAGACUUUUACAUCGCGUAGCCUACUCUCAAACCACGCGAAUCUUCGCCGAAGUGACAGCUCCGUCGGUGGAUCUGUAGCUACCUGAGCAGGUGAAGCGAGCGCUCGCCAUCAUGUCCAAGUCUAUGGAUCACGUAAAGCGUCCCAUGAACGCGUUCAUGGUGUGGUCCCGAGCGCAGCGGCGGAAGAUGGCCCAAGAAAACCCGAAAAUGCACAAUUCCGAGAUCAGCAAGCGACUAGGAGCGGAGUGGAAACUUCUGACGGAGUCCGAGAAGAGGCCGUUCAUCGACGAGGCGAAGCGACUGCGCGCGAUGCACAUGAAGGAACACCCUGACUACAAAUACAGACCCAGGCGCAAGCCCAAGACUUUAAUGAAGAAAGACAAAUUCGCGUUCCCCAUGGCGUAUAAUUUGGGCGAGCACGAGGCGCUGAAAGUGGGCGGCUUACCGAGUGGAGCGCUUACCGAAUCGUUAAUGAGCAACCCGGACAAGGCGGCAGCGGCGGCGGCGGCAGCAGCAGCGAGAGUGUUCUUCAACCCUUCCAUGUCUACAAACCCCUAUUCGUUUCUUGACUUCAGCUCAAAAAUGACAGAACUUUCUCCACCGUCUUUCUCAUACGCCUCACCGUUGGGUUACCCGACAGCGGCGACGGCUUUCUCCGGAGCCGGCGCACACACCCACACGCAUUCACAUCCAUCACCGGGAAACCCGGGCUACAUGAUCCCGUGUAACUGCGCGGCUUGGCCGUCUGCAGGGCUCCAGCCACCUCUUGCCUACAUUUUAUUACCUGGAAUGGGCAAACCACAGCUUGAACCGUACCCCGCGUACGCGGCGGCGUUAUGAGACUCUGAAACAGUUUGUAAAUGUGAAAUCAACGCAAUACACGUGGAGCAUGAACAUGUGAUGCCACGAUCUUCAUAUCAGAUAUCACAUGUGUUUGUAUCAUGAUUAACGCCUCUGGUGUUCUGUUCGGCGUGGAUAUUAAUGACAGACCAUCCAGAAUGCCCUCAUCAAUGUGAAGAGUUCAGACUCACCUGUUGACUCUGUGUGCCGCUAUUGCAGAGAAAAUUGGGUGAUACUGUUCAAGUGGUUGCAUUUUAGAUAUAUUGAAAAAAAAAAAACAUUGUUUUAUUAUGAAAAUCAACCUUGAUGAAUUCCCGCGCAGUUUUUUUCUUCUUCUUUUUCAAAUCAGUCAUGUUGCUGUAAAUGUGUACAGUUUUAUUAAAUCAUAUCUGGAUAGUGCUCUAAAUGGUUUGACUAGAAAUCAGGUGUAGGCUAUAUUUUGAGUUUCGAAUACUAUUCCAUGGAUGUAUGUAAUAUUUAUUGUUCAGUCAGUGAAACUACCCUAUUUGUUGAUCGCGGGACACGCCGUGUCCUUUAAUAUUUUUUUUGCACAAAGGGAAAUUGAUAUUGAGCACUUAUAAGUGUCAUUUAUUCAAAAGAAACAACAUGGCCAAGUUUCUGAAAUUUCUAGGGUGCUGGUCCGUCAACAUAUUCUAGAUCAGACGAUCGUAAGAAAGUCAGUUUUUUUUUUACUAACUCGAAGUGAAAUUGUAUGUUAUAUGUUUUGCAUAAUUCCACUUAUAUGUACUUAAAUGCCUAUCGUUCAUUUACUGAACAAGGGGGAUAUAAUAAAGCGUAUGCGGAAAAAAGGAAA